This is a messenger RNA of Acanthochromis polyacanthus (spiny chromis), 1610 nucleotides long. RefSeq names its product inositol-trisphosphate 3-kinase Ca (gene itpkca). The record is from RefSeq and is a predicted model, not a curated record. The transcript is spliced from 7 exons. Bases 113 to 1018 code for a protein of 301 amino acids. Gene Ontology annotation, molecular function: inositol-1,4,5-trisphosphate 3-kinase activity; inositol tetrakisphosphate kinase activity. Gene Ontology annotation, cellular component: cytoplasm; nucleus. Gene Ontology annotation, biological process: inositol phosphate biosynthetic process. Lineage: Eukaryota; Metazoa; Chordata; Actinopteri; Pomacentridae.
CUGCCUCUUCCUCGGCCGAAAUCUGACGGAGGAUCGAUGCCUCUCAGGCGUGUCGCUGCCCUCCACAGGUACCGAGCAGACACUGCCCUCACAGCUGCAGGAGCCCCACAGCAUGCUGAACUCUGCAUGGAAGAAACAAAAAAGUUGUAGGACUUCUCCUCUCCUUCCUAUGACUCCAAAGAAGCCUCAGCAGUGGCUGCAAGUGGUCGGACAUGCAGGAAGCUUUCAUGUCGGGGAUUAUGGCACGCUGCUGAAGAGGUUUUGUGAGGGCGAGCAACAAUGCUACCUGAGGCUGAUGGAGGACACACUGAGGCCCUUUGUUCCACUCUACCACGGUGUAGUGCAGCACGGCGAGCAGGAUUACAACAUGAUGGAUAACCUGUUGACCCAUUUCAACACACCUGCCAUCAUGGACUGCAAGAUGGGCAGCCGCACGUACCUUGAGGAGGAGCUUGUAAAGGCUCGAGAACGGCCUCAGCCCCGUAACGACAUGUAUGAAAAGAUGGUUGCAGUGGAUCCAGAGGCCCCGACAGUUCAAGAAAGAGCGCAGCAGGCAGUGCUUAAAACCAGGUACAUGCAGUGGAGGGAGACGCUGAGCUCCACAGCAAGUCUGGGGUUCCGUAUUGACGGUUUCAGGAAAGCAAAUGGAGAAUGCCAGACGAACUUCAAAAGGACUAAAAGCAGAGAACAAGUGGUUGAAGCACUCGACAGCUUUGUUGAGUCGAACACACACAUUGUGUGGGGCUAUCUGAGGCGACUGAAACAGCUGCGACAGGUCUUGGAGUCAUCGCAUUUCUUCAAAACACAUGAGGUUGUGGGCAGUUCUUUACUGUUUGUACACGACUGGACUGGCAAAACAGGAGUCUGGAUGAUUGACUUUGGAAAGACAGUGAGCUUGCCACCGCACCAUACCUUGGACCAUCGCACUCCGUGGGCAGAGGGGAAUCGAGAAGACGGCUACCUGUGGGGUCUGGACAACCUUAUCGAUGUACUAACCAACAUGUUGCCAGUGACCUGAAAGCCUUUUUGAACAUGUGUGGAAAUUUGCUCUAAAUCGUUCCUUCAGCACUUCUAGUGAAUGACACAUGGACAACGUGGAAAUAAUUAUGUUGCCACAAUUUAGGGAAGGAAAUAAUGUUUUAGAGACUGGUUACAAUAUCAACAAAUACUGCAAGUAAAUACUUUCCAGAACAAAUUUUUAUCUGCAAAUCAGGCCCACAACUCUAGUGGAAGGAUCAUUAACGAUCCUUUGCCCUUCUACAGUGAAUUUAGUGCUGUUGAUAAUUAGACUUACCUGCACUGUGCCGGAGCCAAACACAGCCUCAGCAGACGUCUGACCCGACUGUCUCGGGAUGACCUGCUCACUAUUUCAGGAAACACAUGGCUCUACCAAUUAUAGGCUAAAAAUAUGGACGUCCCCUAUGACUUGAGAAAAUCGGUUUAAAUGUCACAUUGCGUCAUUACAAUGGUGCAAAGACUAUAAUGCUAAAAAAAAUAAGUGGUCUGUUUUUUUUCUGCAUUUUAUUCUUUUGUGUGUGAGAGAAAUUUGAAAAAUGACCUGAAGCUGAUUCAUUCGUCAACAGCAAUUAAAUAGAUUCAUGAUAGAUUCA